Anarrhichthys ocellatus (wolf-eel) is the source of this 1103-nucleotide messenger RNA. RefSeq names its product REST corepressor 1-like. NCBI's taxonomy places the organism in Eukaryota, Metazoa, Chordata, Actinopteri, Perciformes, Anarhichadidae. The transcript has 2 exons. The record is from RefSeq and is a predicted model, not a curated record. Bases 598 to 885 code for a protein of 95 amino acids.
CUAGAAGUUCUAGAUGAGACAUGUUUUAUAUUUCAGGCUGAUAAUUAAUAUUCAUAAUGUUCUAUGUCAUUAACCAUCAAAUCAUCUACCCACACACACACACAAACACAUUAACACACACAGUCUCUCUCUCUCACACACACACACACACUCUCUCGCUCUGAUCCUCCCCUGUGAUCGAUCCUCCUCAGUGUUCCUGGUCUCUGAUCAGUUCCCGGCUCUUCUCAUCGAUCCUCUUCUCCUGUCGGUGCCUCUGGUUCCGUCUGGUUCCGUUUGUCGAUGUCGGUCUGGUUCCGUCUGGUUCCUUCUGGUUCCGGUCGCUUGUCCCCUAACUUUUCGGUCUCUUGUUAGCCGUGUUAGCAUCUUCUGGGUCUCGUUGCUCUGCUGUUAGCUUCUUCUUCCGGAUCUUUUCCAGCACAGAGUCUCUUUGUUUCAAACCGAACCCGCCUCGCUGCUGUCCGGCGGACCGAACACUUAGCUUAGCUUUAGUUAGCCGGUUCGGUUUCGUUAUAGCAGGGUAAGCUAAAAGCUAACUAGAUAGCUGUUAGCUUAGAGUUAGCAGCUAGCAGUUAGCCUCGGUCCUCCUCGGUCCUCCUCAUGCCGGCGAUGCUGGAGAGAAACCCGGAGGCUCCGGGGAAGAGGAGAGGCAGAGGCCCGGCGGGCGGUGCCGGAGGCGUCGGACCCGGAGCGGUGUCGAACCACGGGGGGAAGACUCUGUCCGGUAAUGGAACCAGCACCAACAACAGCUGCUGGGAAGAAGGAAGCUCGGGAGGCUCCAGCAGCGACGAGGAGCAUGGUGGAGGAGGGAUGCGAGUCGGAACGCAGUACCAGGCCGUGGUUCCAGAUUUUGACACGGGUAAGAGUCUAAAGCACCAGGAGUGGUAGCCUCGAACAACACCAGCACUGAUGCUGCUCAGCAGAACCUCUCAAACUGGUUCCAGCUGUGUUAGUACUCAAGUCCUACUGGUUCUGAUUGUACUGGAUCUCAGUGGGUCCAGUUCUGAACUCGAGGGACUAAACAGGAGCAGCUUCUAGCUCUACAACAGAUCACUUCUAGUUUGUUUUACAGCUUCUGACCAGACUGGUUUUACUUUCAUACUGGG